CAGAAAGCACAACAAAAAAUAGUCCUGCGUUUUCUUCUCUAUUAUUUUGUUAAAAUAAGUUCAUUGUUAUGUAGUAACCCUAUUUAUUGUUUUAUUAAAUAAUAUUUAUAAAAAUGGAUACUCCAUCAGAGAAUAUAAUCAUCAAUUCUUGUCAAUACACACCAGUUUAUUUCAUUGAAAAUUCAAGUGCUAAUCAGGCAAGAUCAUAUAUUAUAACUCAAAACAACCAAAGUGUAGAGAAGCCAGUAAGCGAAAAUCUAAAAAGAUUCUACGAAAAUAGCGGCAAACUGGAAAAUAACCUUAAUGGAAAUGAAAAUAGUACAAAACCAAGAAUUUUGAAAAAACCUGAAUGUAACGUCGUCGGGAAUAACUUAAAACUUGCAAGUUUCCUUUUACCAAAAAGUGAAACCAAAAAUGAGUCUUGUAAACAGACGAUUACACCUGGGAAUAAUGUUGUGUUGAAACCUGUGUACAUUGCUAAUAACCCAAGUCCAAAUCCUGUGCCCAAAUUGGACGUAAACAGUAAAAUAGUAAAAUUAAAAGACUUACCAAAUGUUAUUCGCUCCCCAAAUGGAAAAAUACUGCCAAAGAUUAAACCAAAAGAAAAUACAUCAAAUAAAUCUAAACACACAUCAGUUCAAUUGCUCAAGUUAGGAGAGACAUACCAUAGUCUCAAUCAAUUAAGCGAUGAUCAGAGGAAGAUAGUUAAUCAUGCAUUGAAGAUAUUUAGUAAUCCACAAAACUCUCCACCUGAACCUACAUAUGAUCCUGUUACAAAUACCAAGUUUAUUUACAAAGUUGUAUCACCGAAAGACUUGGCAGUGGUAGGAAAAAACAAAAUGAAUAAACAUAAGAAAGUUGAGGUUAAAAAGGAAGUUACUAAAAUAAUAGGAACACAAGAGCACGAAGUAGUUGAUGAACACAAAAUACAAGUUGAGACAAAAGUAACUCGUAGUGGCAGAAUAGUUAAGUUGCCGAAGAAUAUGAUAGCUGAAGAAUCACCAAAUAAACCUAAAAGAAAAAAUGGACAAAUUGUUUCAUGCCUCCAAUGUACCUCUAAAUUCAGCAGUCCGCAUCGUCUUCACAGACACUAUGAGAACCAUCCUACACAUUUACCAUCCAAGCUUCACUCUGACUUAUUCCAAUGCCUACUAUCCAUUGUGAAAACAGGGCCGGUAGAUGAUGGGGCUAACAACUUUGUACAGCAGUUAGAUCAAUUUGUUAAAAAGUUAAAAUCAUGUAUUCCAUGUUUAUUAAAGUCUGAUGAUAAUACAAAUGGAAAACCAAGUAUAAUCAAUGAUGAUAUUGGCAGAUUAUUGGGAAUAAAUCCAGGCAAAUACAAUUUAAAUAUUGAUGCACUUAACUGUGAAAAAGACAAAAAUGGCUUCUGCAUACACAAUCCACCACCAAGUAUUAUACAGACAAAGGAAUGUUUACAUACCACAAUGGAUGAUACUCAAAUCUUAGAACCUAAUAAUUUUAAAAUACCAAACAUUGGUGAUAAUGUAAAUAUCAAUACAGUAUUAUCAGAUAAACUACCUAUAUAUGUAAAUAAUAAUGAUAAUAGAAAACAUACAUUAGAGUGGUUGAACCAAAUUGAUACUGGAAAAAAGAUGAAACUUUCUCCAGAAGUUGAGAGAGAUAGUGUAGUAAUUGAUGAUAUAGUUGCUUUAUUGAGUGACACAGAAAAGACUGAAAAUAACGUAGAAUCAAAGAAUGUAGAUAAUGUAGUAUUAAAAAAUAAUAAUGAAAAGGGACAAAACACUGUACCAAAGCCUGCUAAAUCUCAACCUGCUCAUAUACAAUUUCGAAGCACGCAUUUCGAUAUCAGAUCAUCUCCGAUAAAAUCUUCAUCAACUGUUUUUAGAAAGUUCCAAAUAAAUCCCGAAAAGAUGGCCAAAUAUGAGGUUGAAAUAAUACGCCCUAUACAACUGAACAAAUUGGCACAAGAGAUAGAAAAGUGCGCGGAAAAGUCACAAAAUGAACAAGAAAUUAUAGAAGAAACAAAUAAGACACCCAUAAAUAGUACUGAACCACUUGGUUAUAAGCCACCUAAAGUUUGGUCAAGUGACCAAUCGGAAAAUUUUACAAAGUGUAAUAGCUUAAUUAGUGACCAAACAGAUGACUUUUUAAAACCUAACACACUUAUUGAACCAGCAUUGCUACAUGUUAAAGAUGGGUCUGCAAUCCCCAAUACAGCUACAGAUAAUAAUGAAAUAGACACAAGUGACAUAUCAAUUAAUCAAGGUCAAUCUAUUAUAAACUUUUUAGAAUCCCUUGGCAAUGAACUGACAUAUUCAGAGACUGCAAUUAGAAACAAUUCUAUUGAUUUUCAAUUAGAUUUAUUUUCAUUUAAUAAUUCUUAGGAUAAUAAAAUGAUUAA
Messenger RNA from Nymphalis io (European peacock), 2383 nucleotides. RefSeq lists its product as uncharacterized. The coding region runs from base 114 to 2366 and encodes 750 amino acids. The record is from RefSeq and is a predicted model, not a curated record. The transcript has 8 exons. NCBI's taxonomy places the organism in Eukaryota, Metazoa, Arthropoda, Insecta, Lepidoptera, Nymphalidae.